GCGGCAGGUACAUCCAGACUGUGCCAGUCAAACCUGUUCGGCUUGUUGCACCUUUUAAUCCAUAAACAGCUCUGCCUGAUUCUAGAAACUUUGCUUGUUUAGAGUCACUAAUGAGAGAAUUGACAACCAAGAGGGAGAACAAUUCAUAUAAAAAAAGACAGCCGAAAGAUGUCUUCACAAAAGCAAAAAGUAUCGGCAAUAGCAUCGCCGUACCCGUACGCCGCAGCACCCGACAUCAUUCGCGCACACCAAAAAGAUGCAUACUUUUCAGGCGUGCUCACCAACCAACUGACCGACUUGCAUCGUCGAUUUCUGGGUGCUAGAUCUGCUCAUGCUUGGUCAGGAAAUGCGCGCACCACGGCUGAACUUGUUUAUCUAGCCUUGACCACUCUAAUUGGCAACCGGACACUAGGAGAGGAAUACUGUGACUUGGUUCAAGUAGAAGCCUCAGAGCCUGCACCUUUGUCAAUCCUCAGUGGAGGACCCAAACGUAGCAGCAGCGACGACGGGAACCAUGGCCGAGGCAUACCGGGCCCUAGACUCCCUUCCAUCACUCGACGGGCUGCCUACAUUACCCUAAGCAUUCUCAUUCCGCAUCUGUUCUCUCGCUUCAUGCCCACAAUACGUGCAGCUCUACGCCGCCGUCUGGAAGCGCGUCUGCAGACCCUAGCAGCCCGUGCUGGUCGCAAAGCACAAGCUUCCAACAAAGGCAAAGCUGGCGAGCCGCCGAAAAUGCCUCUCGAAGCCCACAUAGAGCGCUACAUCCUCGCGCAUCUCCCGGCACUGACGAGCGGUGGUCCCUGGCAGGCCGCUGCACUGGCGGCCUUUUACUUUGGUGGAGCGUAUUACGGUCUCGCGAAGCGCAUCGUCGGGCUGCGUUACGUCUUCACGCGAGACAUCACCGCCGGUGGAACACAAAACAACCGUGCCGGCUACGAGGUUCUAGGUGUACUGCUGGUGGUGCAAUUCACCGUCCAGGCCUACAUCAAUGCUCGUUCUCUUCUCGCUGCUACUGCCCAUACUUCAGCUUCAUCCCAACCCCGUAUCGAGCAGGAUGAAGAGAACGAGGCGACCCUGGAGGCAGACGCUGAAGAUGGGUUUGCUCUACGUGAGCCACAUCGCCACCCGCACACCUUUGGUGUCGAGGUCUCGUUGGACCACGCGCAUUCGUAUACAGCGAACAACUUUAUUCUGCUCCCAGGCGACGACCAAAACCAAGGGCCUACAGCCACAAUCGACAUAUCCAGGGCAACCCACACGCCCGUCAUGCCGCGAGGCGGGGCUCGCUACGACCUGGCCAACCCCAAGGUCAUGUGCUGGAUCAAGGGAGACCAGCAGAGGCGUUGUACAUUGUGCCUGGAGGGACUACGAGACCCCUCGGCAACUCCGUGCGGUCACGUUUUCUGCUGGUCAUGUAUCGGCGAUUGGGUUCGCGAGAAGCCGGAAUGUCCUCUUUGCAGGCGAGAGGCUUUAGUGCAGCACAUUCUACCUCUAAGGGCACCCAUUGCUGCAUGAAUCUAGUGAGGGCGGCAAACUAUACACUGAACUAGUAAUUAAUAUGUUGACGUUGCAUUGCGCUCUUGGCCUCAUAUUAUUCAGCUGCACGUCCUGGUACGACCUAGAGCUCCAUCCUUUUACUCCGAUUCUUGCUCCGACUGCAAGUUGGGCUUCCUCAGGAUCUUUAUAAAUCCAACCCAGAGCGCAAUAGACACCAUGGGGAAGACACCCAUAACAUAUAAGGAAAUGUUAUACCCCUUCUCUUGCGCAAUCCAGCCAGCCAGCACAGGGGACAGCGACGCCCCGACCCCCUGACAGGUCAUCACGGCGCCCAGUCCGACGUUCACCCUCCCAGAGUGACUCAACACCUGCGCAACGCUCCCUGGGGUGGCGACGCUCUGCAACCCGGCCCCGAUGCCAUCCAGCACCUGGACGGGCCACACGCCCCACGACUCUAUGAAGGUGCCCGCUAGCACGGUGCGCACCGGCAGCGAGCAAAAGGACACCAGAAUGAUGGGCCAGUAUCCAACCCCAUGGAGGACGGCGAGCCGCGACGCGGCAAGAGACAUGAUCACCAUGGUUCCCUGGGCCACCACCACGGUGACGCCUGUGAAUGAUGCCGGCUCUGCCUUGUGCGCGGCCACCACGGCCUGCCCGUAAAGCGGCAGCACUGCUGCGUUGCCCAGGUGAAAUGCCAGCAGUGCCGCGCCUAGCACGAGCAGCUCCUUGCACUGAAUCAGCAUCUUCCACGCCUUUGCGUGCUCUUCUCCUAGCUCUUGCGGGUGCGGGUGCGUCUGCGGCUGCGACUGAUGAUCCUGCUGGUCGGUCGCGGCCGCCUGGCCACCCCUUCCCGCGUUGGUUUUCUCCAACCCCCUAGCCGCCUGGUGAUCCACGGCGCCGGCCGGAAUGAGGGCGAUGGACACCAGUGUCACGAGACCAAACGCCCAUGAGAGGUAGAAAACGGCGCCCAUCCCGAAUCUGGAACCUAGGAUGGCUCCAAGACCGGCCUCUGCCAUGUUACCUGCGUGAUUCACGGCCUGUACGCGGCCGUUCAGGGUGUGAAACCCCUUCUGGCGCGCCACUCCGAGCGUCAACGCCACCAUGACGGGCAUCAAGGCCACUCCGGCGGCGGCAACAAUGAUUUGCGCAACAAACACGAGCUCCGUGGCGGACGGGGAGAGAAAUAUCAGCACAUUGGCCCCCAUGCAGAUUAUUGUAGACGCCGCAGCCAGCGACCGCUUAUAAGUCGUGGCGUCAAUCAGUGCUCCCAUCGGCGCUGUCAAUAACAUGGCCACGACGCCGCCCGUCGUCGAUACGGUGCCAAUAAGCCCCGGGCCCCAGCCGUGCUCCUGCAGGAAAACACCCAAGAACGGGCCCAGACCCGCCGAGACGUCUGCAAUGAAGAAGGACAGGAAGAGGAUCGCCCAUGUGGCCCGCUUCGUUCUCCGGUCUGACACGUCCGGUGGGGUUGAGGAGGACUGCAGCUCUGGGGCAGUGAUGAGGUUUGUUGCCGGGUCGCUGUUGAUGGUGGUUGUGGCAGUGGGCGUGAUGCAGUCUUGUGUUGCAGUGGCUGUUUUACAGUUUUCAAGUGUACCCUCCGUUGUCUUUUCCUUCUCUGUUGUUUGAGAAACAUCCGAGACUUCUUUUCCCUUUUCCUUGACGGGAGGCUCUAUAGCAUCCGGAUCCAGGGUCAGCAUCCCGUCCGUACUGGUUUGUGAAGUAGAUGUCAUCUUCCCCUUUUGAAACCGAAAUAGAAGAAAGACACCUAUUAUUAAAAACACAUGGGAAAUAAUUAUCAGG
Messenger RNA from Pyricularia oryzae 70-15, 3297 nucleotides. RefSeq lists its product as uncharacterized. Gene Ontology annotation, biological process: protein import into peroxisome matrix. The transcript has a single exon. Gene Ontology annotation, molecular function: zinc ion binding. The coding region runs from base 169 to 1515 and encodes 448 amino acids. NCBI's taxonomy places the organism in Eukaryota, Fungi, Ascomycota, Sordariomycetes, Magnaporthales, Pyriculariaceae. Gene Ontology annotation, cellular component: peroxisomal membrane. The record is from RefSeq and is a predicted model, not a curated record.